Oryza sativa Japonica Group (Japanese rice) is the source of this 3581-nucleotide messenger RNA. RefSeq names its product probable serine/threonine-protein kinase SIS8. Gene Ontology annotation, biological process: protein phosphorylation; signal transduction. Gene Ontology annotation, molecular function: ATP binding; protein kinase activity. The record is from RefSeq and is a predicted model, not a curated record. NCBI's taxonomy places the organism in Eukaryota, Viridiplantae, Streptophyta, Magnoliopsida, Poales, Poaceae. Gene Ontology annotation, cellular component: cytoplasm.
AGAGAGGGGAAGAUGCCGAUGCCUUCUUCUUCUUCUUCCUCGCUUCACCUUGGCAGCUGCUACCCCCCGCGCGCCGAGGCGAAGCCGACGCGAAGCAACGAAUUUACAGCGGCCGCCGCGCGAUCGAGCAGCGCGGGAAUGGAUUGGUAGAUCGGCGGCGGUGGUGCUCGGAGGAGGGAGGAGGUGAGUUCGUCGGGGUACGCUGAUUCGUUGGGUUGGGUAGGCGGAUCGGAUCAGGGAGGAGGAGGAGGAGGAGGAGUUGUAUGAUUCCGUGGUGGUGGUGGUAAUCCAUGUCACGCAUGAAGCAUCUGCUGCGGAAGCUCCACCUCUCGGGUGGGGGCGGGAGCGGCGGAGGAGCGGCGGCGGCGGGGGCCCCGUCGGGGGAGCACCACCACCGCCCGCGGCAGCAUCGGCGGUCGUCGGCGCAGCCCCCGCCGCUGCCGCCUCCUCCGGUCGUCGCCGCGGCGGCGGCGGCCGAGGCGGCGCCGGUGAUGGCUCCUGUUGCGGCUCCGGUGGCGGCGGCGGCGGCGGAGCCGAGGGGGAUGGGGGCGGACGCGACGAUGACGCGGCUGGAGGAGGAGUACCAGGUGCGGCUCGCGCUGGCCAUCUCGGCGUCGGAUCACGCGGGGCUCGUGGACGCCGACUCGGUCCAGAUCCGGGCCGCCGAGCGCAUCAGCCUCGGCGGCGCCGCCGGGGACCGGGGCCCCAUGGAGGCCCUCUCCGCGCGGUACUGGAACCACUGCGUCGUCAACUACGACGAGAGGCUCUCCGACGGGUUCUACGAUGUGUGCGGCGCGCCGAUGCAUCCGCACUUCCAGGCCAAAUUCCCCUCCCUGACCACCCUCAGGGCGGUUCCCGUCGGUGGAGACGCCGCGUACGUGGCAGUUUUGGUCAAUCGGGAGCGUGAUCCGGCGCUGAAGCGGCUCGAAGGGAGGGCUCUGGCAAUUGCCGCGCAGGAUAGGGCGGAGCAUGGUGGAGUCGCUUCGCCGGAGCUCGUGCAGAAGAUUGCAAACCUUGUGGUUGAUGCUAUGGGCGGUCCGGUGGAUGAUGCUGAUGAAAUGAACAGGGAAUGGGGAGUGAAGAGCCGCGCGCUAUGCCUUCAGCGCAACAGUAUUGUUCUCCCUCUUGGUUUGCUUCGCAUUGGGUUGUCGCGCCACAGAUCUUUGCUAUUUAAGGUACUAGCUGAUCGAGUUAAUCUACCAUGCAAGCUUGUCAAAGGAAUAUAUUAUACGGGGACAGAUGAAGGGGCUAUUAACUUGGUUAAAAUUGAUUUUGACAGUGUUGAAUAUAUAGUUGAUCUGAUGGGAGCUCCAGGCACAUUAAUCCCUUCAGAUAUUUCUGGCAGUCAGUUUCAGGACUCCAACAAUAGUCAACUGAGCAAUGAUGCCAUCGAGGAGAGUGUUGCAGAACUAUGCAUAGCCCUUGAGCAGAUUAGUGCUGGAUGUAAGAAUACAAGUGACAUGGGGGGAAGUUCAUCUGAACAAAAAUCUGCUUUAGCACUUGCAAGUUCACAGCUGGAAGACAUCUUCCACACAGAGAACCCGCUUAAACAAAGUACCAUAUCUGAUGGAGGGGAAAUUCCGCAUCUGAUGAAAGUCAACGAUGCUCCCAUGUAUUUAGUGCCCACAGAAGUGGACCCACAGUUUGCACAAAAUUUGCAAGACUUGCUCCUGGAGGGCACUGCAUUGCUACCCACCUAUGAGAAACCUGAAAUAUGCAAACAUACUGCUUCUGAAGAUGACAAAACUGCAGGAUGGUUGGUAAUCGCUAAAACAGGUCAAAAUUUGCCAAAUGGUCAUGUAGCGGAAGAUUCUCCAUUGCAACAUGGCAAUACCAAAACACUAGCAGUAGUGAAUUGUUUCCAUGAAGAUGCACAGCAUGAUGUGGGGAAUACAGAAGCAAUUGGCAGAAAUUUGGAUUUGCAUGAUCAUACAGCUCAUGCCAUUGCCAACGAGGACCAAAGGUUUUCUGAGGACUCUUUGGUGAAGAUGCCAGGAAGUAGCAAUGGAAACUUGGACAAGUCGAGCUGUUCUAGCACGAAAACAAUCAGCUCUGUUAUAGAUGACGUUGCUGACUAUGAAAUACCAUGGGAAGAUCUUCAUAUUGGAGAGCGCAUUGGUCUAGGUUCAUAUGGGGAAGUAUAUCAUGCAGAUUGGAAUGGCACUGAAGUUGCAGUGAAGAAAUUUCUUGACCAGGAUUUAUCGGGUGUUGCACUAGAUCAAUUCAAAUGUGAAGUUGGGAUCAUGUCAAGGCUGAGGCAUCCAAAUGUAGUUCUGUUCUUGGGAUAUGUGACACAACCACCAAAUCUUUCGAUAUUAACUGAAUACCUUCCAAGAGGGAGCCUUUACCGCCUAUUGCAUAGGCCAAACAGUCAAAUUGAUGAAACACGAAGGCUAAAAAUGGCAUUGGAUGUGGCAAAAGGGAUGAACUACUUGCAUGCUAGCCAUCCUACUAUUGUGCAUCGUGACUUGAAAUCCCCAAAUCUUUUAGUGGAUAAAAAUUGGGUUGUUAAGGUGUCAGAUUUUGGCAUGUCAAGGUUGAAACAUCACACUUUCCUGUCCUCUAAAUCAACAGCUGGAACACCGGAGUGGAUGGCACCAGAGGUUCUACGUAAUGAGCCAUCAAAUGAGAAGUGUGACGUAUACAGUUUUGGAGUAAUCCUAUGGGAACUAGCAACAAUGCGUGUACCAUGGAGUGGACUGAAUCCAAUGCAAGUUGUAGGAGCAGUUGGGUUCCAGAACAGGCGACUAGAAAUUCCCAAAGAAAUUGACCCACUGGUGGCUACCAUAAUAUCUUCGUGCUGGGAAAACGAUCCAAGCAAACGACCAUCGUUCUCCCAGCUCUUGUCACCGCUGAAGCAAUUACAGCGGUUAGUUGUUCCAGAAAACUGCUGACAUCCCUUCCUGAGAAAAAAAAAGUCUCAGGUCAAACAAAAAAUACAAGUAUGUAAGCUCUACUACUACAGAGGCCAAGUUUUUCAUGUUGAAGCUUUGUGGAGAUGUAUUCGCAGUCUCUGCAUGCAGGAUGGAUGUGCAUGGACGAAGGUUCUAUGCAUCCUGUUGUGAAAAAAAAAAUGUGACAAAACUCUCUCUGAAGCCGUGCAAAGGCGCUGCUGGAGAAAGCAAUAGUGUGUUAGUUCCAAGUGAAGAAAUGUGGUGCAACACGAAGUGCUCUGUGCCAUCGUAAAUAAUUUGUUCAGUUCUGGAAUUUGGAACGGUGAUUCUGAGAAUCAGAAUUUAACCACAAAGAUAGGAUCUUGGUUUUCGUUCUUUUUUGUCUUGCUUCAUAAUUGGAAAAAGGAGAAAAGGUCAGGUUAAAAAAAAUGGAAAAGGGAAAACGAAAUCAAAAGUUUUGUGGCGUCUGCAAAAAGUUGCGGCCCGGUAUUUAACCAGAUGCAAAUCUUGUAUAUCAUUUAUACAGAGUUUUACUCUGCAUCGACUUGAAUAUGCAUCUUAAUAUCUUAUUACCUUUGGUCCUCUUUCCUAUAAUAUUGAAUGGUUACUAGCGGAGAUAUUGUUGGUAUGGUGAUGAUGAUGUAAGUUCUGGUGCCCAUAAUUAUGUACACGUUAUGUUUGAGCGCA